GAGCUGGAUGCUGAACAUGCCCAGAAGGUUUUGGAUAUGGAGCACACCCAGCAGAUGAAGCUAAAGGAGCGUCAGAAGUUCUUUGAGGAAGCCUUCCAGCAGGACAUGGAGCAAUACCUUUCUACAGGAUACUUGCAGAUAGCAGAGAGGCGAGAACCCAUUGGAAGUAUGUCUUCCAUGGAGGUGAACGUGGACAUGCUGGAACAGAUGGACCUAAUGGACAUGUCUGACCAAGAAGCACUCGAUGUCUUUUUAAACUCAGGAGGCGAAGACAAUAAUAUGCUGUCUCCCAUGCUGGGGCCCGACUCCAGCACCUACAUGAACGAGAUAAGCCUGCAGGUCCCGAGCCAGGCUGAGCUGCGGCAGAAGCUGUCCUCGCUGUCGUCCACCUGCACCGACUCUGCCAGCCAGGAGGCCAGCGAAGGAGAGUCUCCAGUCGUCCAGUCUGAUGAAGAGGAGGUUCAAGUGGACACUGCUCUUGCUGCUGUGACUGAGAGAAAGGGUGCUUCAGACGUUAGUGACGAAAGUGACUCUCAAACGAUUUGAAUCUUAAACCCAUAUCCUUUCAGAAUGACUUCGGGAUGAAUGAACACGUGAAUGAAGAGCUUGCCUGUGUAACCGUUUCAUAACCGAGCAUUAACAGACAGCCAGAUCUUUUUACUUAGAAAUACUGCCUUUUUACAAAAUUGCCAGUUGUGUGGAGGUUGGGGUCUUUUUCUUAAAAAAAAAAAAAAAUAAUGCCUAAAGCACACACACUUUACCAGUAGUCUUGGGGCUCAGGGGAGCAGUACAACUGUUGUAUAUACUAUGUAUAAGAGAAUUCAAGGGCAAAGAUACAAGUUACUUCGACCACUAACCUUUAAAUGGCUGAAAUACUUAGACCCGAUGUGUAAUACUGAACCCAAAUUGUUCCUUGCAUGUUUUCAGCUGCUGCAACUGAAGAUUUAGGAUCCAAACCAAAAUGAAAAGUGAUUUUCUACUCUUUACUACCUACUGUCUGCCUACUGCCUUUGUCUACUAACGCAGCAGUGUCUACUCUCUCAUACUUCUUAUCCAGGACCAACUUAGUUAUCAUAGGUGUUAAGGAAAAAAAAAAGCAAAGCUGAGGAGGAGAGAUGCGGAUUGAAAUGUCACACUCCUCAUGGAGCAGGUAUCUUAGCACUGUAUAAACUUACUCCUCUUUCAAGAUAAAAUAAAGUAUUUCUAUCCCAACCA
This is a messenger RNA of Merops nubicus (carmine bee-eater), 1215 nucleotides long. RefSeq names its product dystrobrevin binding protein 1 (gene DTNBP1). Gene Ontology annotation, biological process: negative regulation of protein kinase activity; regulation of synaptic vesicle exocytosis; anterograde synaptic vesicle transport. NCBI's taxonomy places the organism in Eukaryota, Metazoa, Chordata, Aves, Coraciiformes, Meropidae. The record is from RefSeq and is a predicted model, not a curated record. The coding region runs from base 37 to 546 and encodes 169 amino acids. Gene Ontology annotation, cellular component: cytoplasm; neuron projection; plasma membrane. The transcript has 3 exons.